UUGUGGCUCCAGGACACCCAGGUCCAUGGAAAGAAAUUAUUCCUGAGAUUUGAUCCAGAUGAAGAAACCAGGUCCCAUGGUAACAACCCACUGCCAGAGCCUCUCGAAGGAGAGAGGAAGGAAGAGGCCGGGGACCAAAAGCAAGCCGUGGGGUCUGACAGCCAGAAAAUCUCAGACCCAUCUUCCCAGUCCCCGGAGCUUGUUGUUCCCAGUGGAGAUGAUGGUUUGGAAUGUUUGGGGGGAGACAGCCCUGCAGGAGAUGCUGAGAGGUGGCUGCAGGUCAGAUUUGGUUUGUUUGGCAGCGUUUGGGUGAACGAGUUCUCCAGAACGAAGAAAGCAAACAAGAAGGGUGACUGGAGGGACCCCAUUCCAAGGUUGGUCCUGUACUUUGACAGUGGUGGCUUCCUGGCAUUUUAUAAUUGUCAGAUGUCUUGGAGCUCUUCCCCAGUGGUGAAACCCAACUCUGACAUCUUGUCUGAAAAGUUCCAUCGAGGACAAGCCUUAGAAGCUCUGGGACAGGAACAGCCUGUCUGCUAUACACUGUUGGAUCAAAGAUACUUCUCAGGCUUAGGGAACAUCAUUAAGAAUGAAGCCUUGUACAGAGCUGGGAUCCAUCCCCUUUCUCUUGGUUCGCUCCUCAGUCCCCUGCAGCUUGAUGUCCUUGUGGAUCAUGUGGUGGAGUUCAGUGCUGACUGGCUUCAGGGCAAGUUCCAGGGCAGACAGCAGCACAUGCAUAUCUACCAGAAAGAGCAGUGCCCUGCCGGGCAUCGGGUCAUGAAGGAGGCCUUUGGGCCUCCAGGUGGGUUCCAGAGGCUCACGUGGUGGUGCCCCCAGUGCCAGCCCAAGCUGCCGCCCGACAAGCCAGAGCAGGGCCAGCUCUCCUAAGGUGUUCAGGCCCCUCCUUCACGGAAUCUUGCCCUUUAGGGACCGUGAUGCCUGAAUGUUAAGAAAGGGGGUGUGGGCAGGGGUUGGAAUUGGGUACAGGAAUUAGAGGGGACCGUGGGUCAGAGGGCUGUCAGUCCUGUUGAUAUUCGUCACUGGAGUUACGUCUAAGGUAUAAUUUCUACAAGGUUAGUUUCCCCCCCGCCCCAACUGUUGGUUAAUUCUUCCUAUCUAGUUCUGUCAUUGGGAAAGAUGGGAAAAGUCAUGAGGACAGUUAAGGGAAAAGCCCCCUGGAACGACAGUGGAGUGAUGAAAAUGAAAGCUGCUGGAAGACAGCUGUGCCCCAACAUUGCUCUGUUUGGUUUUGUUUGUUUGUUUUUGAAACAUUGGUUGGCUUGAAGGCCCUCCAUUUUAGAAACAGGAGCACGGAAUUGUCUUCCUUCAUUCCUCUGGAGGGAUCCAGGGAUGAGGAUGGUGUAGCGUGAGGGUUUUGCUGGGACUCAGCCUCCUGCCUGGGUCCUUUCCUGUGAGAUGGAGACACCAGGAGAAGGGGUGGGGGAACAAGUGGGUCAGGGAGCUGGCCACCUCCCUAGUGUGCCCAGUGGGCUUCAGAAAAAAGCUACUUGUUUCCUCCUCAAGGAUGUAUUUGACAUAUUUGUGAUCGUUGAUAUGUGAAACAAUGCAAGAAUCACAGACUGUAGAGACACAGUGUCCAGUUAGCAACAGCUGGAAGAAACUAGGACAUGAAAAUAAAACUCUUUGUUCUUUUCUGUUGUCAUGUAUUUGGCAAUAAUGGUUCU
Messenger RNA from Rhinolophus ferrumequinum (greater horseshoe bat), 1682 nucleotides. It is a transcript of the gene NEIL2, whose product is annotated as nei like DNA glycosylase 2. Gene Ontology annotation, molecular function: zinc ion binding; damaged DNA binding; DNA N-glycosylase activity. Gene Ontology annotation, biological process: base-excision repair. NCBI's taxonomy places the organism in Eukaryota, Metazoa, Chordata, Mammalia, Chiroptera, Rhinolophidae. The transcript is spliced from 4 exons. The annotation marks the transcript as partial. Gene Ontology annotation, cellular component: nucleus. The record is from RefSeq and is a predicted model, not a curated record.